AUGGGCGGCAAAGUCUGGUCUCGCGAGGAGGAGCGCGUCUACUGGCGGGUCAUUAUCCCUCAGUCUCAGAGACGGGCUGGCCCCGGACCACUGCAAACUAAGAGCUGGGAGGAUUUGGCCAUGCUUAUGCAAUCGAGAAUGCGUGCUGAUGCUAAGCGCACUUACACUGGCCUUGGACUCUGCAAGUUGAAUAACCCCUGCUUUGCCAUCGAGCAUUACUUUCAGAAUGUCGAGAAAGGCCGCGUAUCGCCGAACGCUACCAAGUAUGUCCGCGAGCAUAAAGAAGCACUUGACCGGGCUGCCCAAGGUGAUGAAGAAACAGAUAUCGAAGACAAUGAAAUUCAUGAGAACGCGACUGCCUCUGAAUACGACCAGAGACAGGAUAAUUUUGUGACCCAUACGGGUGAGACUACUGAGGAGGAACCAGAGGAGAUCCUAGACUCCAUCACCGUCGGAGACUAUGAGAAUAAGGAGAAUCACCCUGCUCCUCCAACCCGCGAACCGCUUUCUCCCUUGAGGGAAUGGGAUCCUCUUCCAAGUUCCAGCCCGGCGCCCGUGGCUCACAUGAAUGUGGAUUCUACCGCUCACCUUGGAAUCACCGUCAAUGUCCCUCGUCGUGGAUUGAACUAUCAACAUCCUAUUUCAACCGAGCGCUCAACCGUCACCAACAAAGAGAUUAAAGAGCCUGCUUUCGGAUACGAAUACCAGCCUCAGCCUCAUAACUAUCGUUACGGACGUCCCCAAGGUGUCAUGGGUCAUCGACGCAAUCCAAGUGUGCGGAACUUCCCUGUCCCCCCUCAUCUUCUUGGCAAACCAGAGCACCACGGAUAUGGUAGCCGUUAUUUUUGCUUGCCUACUCCUGACAACCGCUUUCUACCCCCACAGUCGCAGUACUAUGACGGUCAUGCUGCGGAUCAGACUCAGUCUCGUCCACCUCAGUUCACUUCCAACCAGGACAUGAACUUCACUGCUCCGAGAGAGCAAUACAGUCCAUCAGUAUCAGCCAGCAUUCCUGGCACACCGCACCCCUCGCCCAGUUCGGAUUUUAACUUCACUUCCGGCAAUGAUCAGUCCCAACACCAAUACACAACGUCGGCUACCUUCAACAUGUCUCAGUCAGUUCUCAGCAACAAUGUGAAUCCCAACUCAUACACAGACAAUGGAAGACAGCAUCACAGUCACCAUGUAGCACCCAGCAAUAAGCGGAGCUAUGAAAGCUUCAAAGACGAUGACGACCUCUCAGAACACCAGUACUACUCGCGUCCCCUGCAGAGUGUGCCUGGUAUUUCGCAGAGCGGCCAUCGCACCGAAUUGACGGGACUCUGCGCUGGUCGCCAAGAUUUGAGAUAUCGAAACACUUCGAUUGCCUCAUCCAGCACAUCUCAGCCUGCGCAGUACGGCGGUCAGUAUGGAAACCAGGUCCCGCAGUUCUCUGAUCAAAACCCCGGGCGUCCCGUCUAUGCGACUUCGACUGCGUAUGUCAACCACUCACAAGCUGAUGACCUGUACCGCGGGCCUAUCCCCAAGGUCAUUGCACAACCCGAGUCUGUAGGAGUACAGCAGAACCUGGAAAAUCGUCGCUGGUACAUGACCACCAUUGGCGCGGCUGAGAAGACCGAGGAGACGUCUGUUUCCAGACCUGAUGGCGAUUUCGAAAUCUUUGAGAUGUCUUCUUCUCCUUCUCUGCGCCCUACUCCUGAUCACGCUCCCAUCGAGCGGGAGCAGUAA
Molecule: messenger RNA, 1728 nt
Organism: Colletotrichum truncatum
Lineage: Eukaryota; Fungi; Ascomycota; Sordariomycetes; Glomerellales; Glomerellaceae
Source: RefSeq, a predicted model, not a curated record